This is a messenger RNA of Lolium rigidum, 2656 nucleotides long. Its product is annotated as G-type lectin S-receptor-like serine/threonine-protein kinase At2g19130. The record is from RefSeq and is a predicted model, not a curated record. The transcript has 2 exons. Bases 122 to 2587 code for a protein of 821 amino acids. NCBI's taxonomy places the organism in Eukaryota, Viridiplantae, Streptophyta, Magnoliopsida, Poales, Poaceae. Gene Ontology annotation, biological process: protein phosphorylation; recognition of pollen. Gene Ontology annotation, molecular function: ATP binding; protein serine/threonine kinase activity.
UCAACAUCAACCCAUGGAUCCAUCCUCCCCUUUCACUUCAUUCGCACUAGACUAGUCUACUACCUCUUCUCUUGGAGUUGGAGGCCACCGCCCUCCGGCCGCACGUACGCUUGGAAUUACGAUGCCGACGAGCCCUAUACCGUGCUCCGUCAGUGUACUGCUCUUGCUCCUCGGCUUUCUGCUUCUGCACGGAGCUCCAUGCCGCGCCGCCGAUACCGUCGCAGUCGGCCGGCCGCUGUCCGGCGAGCAGAGGCUGGUGUCCAAGCGCGGCAAGUUCGCCCUCGGCUUCUUCCAGCCAGACACCUCGUCCAAGAACUGGUACAUUGGCAUUUGGUACAACCAGAUCCCCAAGCACACCACGGUGUGGGUCGCCAACCGGGACACCCCGGUCUUUGACCCGGCGUCAUCGCAGCUCUCCCUGGCAAGCGACGGCAACAUGGUCCUCCACGACGGCCACGCCAAGGCCCCGGUGUGGUCGACCAACGUCACCACCUCCGGCUCCACCUCCACGGUCGGCCUCCUCCUCGACACGGGCAACUUCGUCCUAGCGGACGCGUCCAACACCUCCCUCAUCCUCUGGCAGAGCUUCGACCACUUCGGCGACACGUGGCUGCCCGGCGGCAAGCUCGGCCGGAACAAGCGCACCGGCGAGGUCACGCGCCUCUUCGCGUGGAGAGGCUACGACGACCCGGCGCCGGGCGCCUUCUCCCUCGAGCUCGACCCGCAAGGCGCCACCAGCCAGUACCUGCUCAGCUGGAACGGCACCGCGCCGUACUGGACCAGCGGCAACUGGACGGGCCACGGCUUCACCGCCGUGCCGGAGAUGAUGGCCACCGACUCCUACCAGGUGUCCCUCUACACCUUCGGCUACGUGGACGGCGCCGACGAGAGCUACUUCGUCUACGACGUCAAGGACGACGCCGUGCUCACACGGUUCGUGGUGGACGUCACGGGGCGUGUGCAGUUCCUGACGUGGGUGCAGUCCGCCGCGGAGUGGAUGCUCUUCUGGUCCGAGCCCAAGGCGCAGUGCGACGUCUACGCCUUCUGUGGCGCCUUCGCCGCCUGCGUCGAGAACACGCUGCCGUCCUGCCGCUGCCUCCGCGGCUUCAGCGAGCGCCAGCCGCUCGCGUGGCUGCAGGGAGAUCACGCCGCCGGCUGCGUCAGGGACACUACGCUUCAGCAGUGCGCGCGCGUCCAGGGCGCCACGCCGAAUGCCAAUGACGAGGAUCACUUCUACACGAUGCCCAACGUGAAGCUGCCGAGCAAUGCGCAGGGCGUGGCGGCUGCGGCAAACGCUCAGGACUGCGAGCUCGCGUGUCUCGGCAACUGCUCCUGCACCGCGUACGCCUACAACGGCAGUUGCUCGCUGUGGCACGAAGGCCUCAUCAACCUCCAGGACACGAGCAGCUCUGGUACCGGAGGCGGCGCCAUCAUGAUCCGGCUGGCUGCAUCCGAGUUCACACGCACUGGGCACAACAAAAAACUGAUCAUUGGUGUCGUCGCCGCCGCGGUUGUGGCUGCAGUCACCGUCAUGGUUCUCGUCACGAUAUUGAUCCUGAGAAGAAGAAGGGCGACGGCGCCGAGGAGAGUCAAGCUCGAAGGUUCGCUGAUGAUGUUCACGUACCGGGACAUGCAGUCCGUGACCAAAAACUUCUCGGAGAAGCUCGGCGGCGGGGCCUUUGGGUCGGUGUUCAAGGGCUCGCUCCCGGACGCGACGGCGACGCUCGUCGCGGUGAAGAAGCUGGAGGGUUUCCGUCAAGGGGAGAAGCAGUUCCGGGCGGAGGUGAGCACCAUCGGCACGAUCCAGCACGUCAACCUCAUCAGGCUGCUCGGGUUCUGCUCCGAGGGGACACGGAGGCUGCUCGUCUACGGGCACAUGCCCAACGGCUCCCUGGACAGGCAUCUCUUCGGGUCUAGCUCCAGCCAUGGCGUCGUCCUGAGCUGGGAGAUGAGGUACCAGAUCGCUCUGGGGAUCGCGAGGGGACUGGACUAUCUGCACGAGAAAUGCAGGGACUGCAUCAUCCAUUGCGACAUCAAGCCGGAGAACAUUCUGCUGGACGACGCGUUUGCAGUGAAGGUGGCCGACUUCGGGCUCGCCAAGCUCAUGGGCCGCGACUUCAGCCGGGUGCUGACAACGAUGAGGGGCACCGUCGGGUACCUGGCGCCGGAGUGGAUCUCCGGCACCGCCAUCACGGCUAAGGCGGACGUGUUCAGCUACGGCAUGCUGAUGUUCGAGAUCGUGUCCGGCAGGAGGAACGUGGAGCAGAGGCAGGACGGCACGGUGGACUUCUUCCCGUCCACGGCCGUGAGCCGGCUCCUCGACGGCGACGUCGAGAGCGCGGUGGACGGACGGCUCGGGGGCCACGCCGACAUGGACGAGGUGGAGCGCGCGUGCAAGGUGGCGUGCUGGUGCGUGCAGGACGACGAGGGCGCCAGGCCUAGCAUGGGAAUGGUCGUGCAGGUUCUCGAAGGGCUCGUCGAUGUCAUCGUGCCGCCAAUACCAAGAUCGCUCAAAUUGCUCGGGGAUCCGUCCAACAACGUCAAGUUCUUUUCAGGGUUCUCGACGUCAAGCUCGGAUCAGUGCUGAAUUGCCAGCGGCAUGACCUAAAAUGUUCUUUUUAUCGGGAAAUUAAAAGUGCACUUGUGUGCACUACGA